This is a messenger RNA of Pelmatolapia mariae (spotted tilapia), 2157 nucleotides long. RefSeq names its product NLR family CARD domain-containing protein 3-like. The coding region runs from base 1 to 2157 and encodes 718 amino acids. The transcript has 4 exons. The record is from RefSeq and is a predicted model, not a curated record. Lineage: Eukaryota; Metazoa; Chordata; Actinopteri; Cichliformes; Cichlidae. Gene Ontology annotation, biological process: intracellular signal transduction.
AUGGCUGUCAUCUGGUGGUUAAAUACUGAAGGUGAUCACAAGACAGGAAGAGACUCCACCCAACAACUCAGCAGGCACGCUCAGAUACUGGAGUACAAAAUCAUUACUCUUGUGAAGAACGAGCUGAAGAAGAUCCAGGCAGACCUGCCUCCAGAUGACCUACAAUGUUUUAAGAGUCAAUAUAAGGAUGAAGAUGUAUUACAGAAUGUGGAUGAAGAACAAUAUAAGAGCAGCAGAGAAACAGUUGUGACAAUUACAGUGGACUUAUUGAAGAGAAUGAAGCAGAAUAAGUUCGCUGAGCGUUUGCUGAGAAAGGGAGGGACUGCAGAGGUCAAUGAUGAACAUGAGGUCAGACAGAUUGAAACAGCAUCCAUUAAAACAGACAGUCUAGAAGCAAUAAUCGGACAAGAAGACAUCUUUAAAGCCUCACCUGGAAGAGAUGAACCAAUCAGAACAGUGCUGACAAAGGGAGUGGCUGGCAUUGGGAAAACAGUCUUAACACAGAAAUACACCCUGGACUGGGCUGAAGACAAAGCCAACCAGGACAUCCAGUUCAUAUUUCCAUUCACUUUCAGAGAGCUGAAUGUGCUGAAAGAGGAAAAGUUCAGCUUGGUGGAACUUGUUCAUCACUUCUUUACUGAAACCAAAGAAGCAGGAAUCUGCAGCUUUGAAGACUUCCAGGUUGUGUUCAUCUUUGAUGGUCUGGAUGAGUGUCGACUUCCUCUGGACUUCCACAAAACUGCAAUCCUAACUGACCCUAGAAAGUCCACCUCAGUGGAUGUGCUGCUGAUAAAGCUCAUCAGGGGAAAACUGCUUCCCUCUGCUCGCCUAUGGAUAACCACACGACCUGCUGCAGCUAAUCAAAUUUCUCCACAAUGUCUUGGCAGGGUGACAGAGGUCAGAGGGUUUAAUGACCCACAGAAGGAGGAGUACUUCAGGAAGAGAUUCAGAGAUAAGAAGCAGAUCAGCACCAUCAUCUCCCACAUCAAGACAUCACGAAGCCUCCACAUCAUGUGCCACAUCCCAGUCUUCUGCUGGAUCACUGCUACAGUUCUGGAGGAUGUGCUGGAAACCAGAGAGGGAGGACAGCUGCCCAAGACCCUGACUGAGAUGUACAUCCACUUCCUGGUGGUUCAGGCCAAAGUGAAGAAGGUCAAGUAUGAUGGAGGAGCUGAGACAGAUCCACACUGGAGUCCAGAGAGCAGGAAGAUGAUGGAGUCUCUGGGAAAACUGGCUUUUGAUCAGCUGCAGAAAGGAAACCUGAUCUUCUAUGAAUCAGACCUGACAGAGUGUGGCAUCGAUAUCAGAGCAGCCUCAGUGUACUCAGGAGUGUUCACACAGAUCUUUAAAGAGGAGAGAGGACUGUACCAGGACAAGGUGUUCUGCUUCAUCCAUCUGAGUGUUCAGGAGUUUCUGGCUGCUCUUCAUGUCCAUCUGACCUUCAUCAACACUGGACUCAAUCUCCUGGAAGAACCAACAAUUAUAUGCCAGAUAUCGGGAAGAAGAAAAGAACCUGCAGAGAAACUCCUCUACCAGAGUGCUGUGAAUAAGGCCUUACAGAGUCCAAAUGGGCAUCUGGACUUGUUCCUGCGCUUUCUCCUGGGUCUUUCACUGCAGACUAAUCAGAUUCUCCUACAAGGUCUGGUGACACAGACAGGAAGUAGCUCACAGUCCUAUCAGAAAACAGUCCAGUGCAUCAAGGAGAAGCUCAAUGAGAAUCUGUCUGCAGAGAAAAGCAUCAAUCUGUUCCACUGUCUGAAUGAACUGAAUGAUCGUUCUCUAGUGGAGGAGAUCCAACAGUCCCUGAGAUCAGGAAGUCUCUCCACAGAUAAACUGUCUCCUGCUCAGUGGUCAGCUCUGGUCUUCAUCUUACUGUCAUCAGAAAGAGAUCUGGAUGUGUUUGACCUGAAGAAAUACUCUGCUUCAGAGGAGGCUCUUCUGAGCCUGCUACCAGUGGUCAAAGCCUCCAACAAUGCUCUACUGUCUGGCUGUAACCUCUCAGAGAGAAGCUGUGAAGCACUGUGCUCAGUUGUCAUAUUUAAGUCUUCUAGUCUGGGAGAACUAAACCUGAGUAACAAUGACCUGCGAGACUCAGGGUUAAAGCUGUUGUCUGCUGGAUUGAAGAGUUCAAACUGUUCACUGAAAACUAUCAGGUGA